UUUAUUACCUUCAUUACUUUUAUUUUAUAUUUCACUUUAUUACUUUACUUAUGUAGCAACAUGGACAGCGACUUUUUCUGUACCGAGUGUCAGAUUCCAUUCACAGCUCGUAGCUCCUUGUAUCGCCACAUAAGACAAAAACAUGACAAAGAGCCAAGAGCUGUUUAUCCCAAUGCGUGUGCUUUCUGCCUUAAAACUUUUAAAUUUAAAUAUUUAUUAACUCGUCAUGUGAGCCAAGUUCAUAAUAAUAUCCCUAACCCUUCACCUGCCCAAUCUUCUUCGGUAUCUUUUGAAGACAUUACACACCUUUCCUCCUCCACUAAAACAAAUAUAAAGCAUCCUUCUUUACCCACCUCAUAUACUACUACAUGCUUGACAUCACCUUACAAUUUACUAUCACCCACAUCAGAUCCUCUUCACAAACAUCCCCACGUAAGUUUAUUGCCGCAUCCUUGCACUUCCUCUAUUAAAGUUCAAAUUCACACGCCUCCCAUUCCCUGUUCCCCAAUCAGUACUAAGGAAAAUUUUACAGGUACACCAUCAAGGAAAUCCAGAAUAAGAUGUCCACUCCCUCCCUGCUCCUCUGUUUUUUCUAGGUACACAGGUUUAUACGAUCAUAUUGAGUUUUAUCACAAAACUACAAUUGAUUAUGAACAGUUUGUGUUUCAAAACAUUAAAGAUUUUGAAUUGUGGAAAGCGGACAUAGAGCGGAAGGAGUUUUAGCAUUAUGUAAAAUGCAAUUCAGGAUAUAAAUCAAAAACUGAUGACAAGACA
Molecule: messenger RNA, 774 nt
Organism: Ctenocephalides felis (cat flea)
Lineage: Eukaryota; Metazoa; Arthropoda; Insecta; Siphonaptera; Pulicidae
Product: gastrula zinc finger protein xFG20-1-like
Exons: 3
Coding region: 61-723 (220 amino acids)
Source: RefSeq, a predicted model, not a curated record